UAAUAAGAUUAUCAAAAAAAUAAAUAAAACAUGUGGAACCCAAACUCAGUAGACAACAGGCAGUUAGAGAAACGUGUUGUAGUCGGGAGGGUACGACCAACAUGGGCGAGGAAUCUUCCGGAAGCCAGAGAUGAUGAUGAUAAGUCUGAAAAUGAAGCUGGCGGCGUCAUGCCACAUAGUGAACCUCCAUCACCUACAGAACCAUGGGAUCAGAAGGGAAAACAGGAAGAUAAAUAUGACGUGUUUGGAAAGGUGAUGUUGCUGGGAGACAGCGGCGUCGGCAAGACUUGCAUGCUCGUCAGGUUCCGUGACGGCACGUUUCUCGCCGGAAACUACAUUUCCACUGUCGGCAUCGAUUUCCGGAAUAAGGUAGUGACAGUGGAUGGCAUCAAGGUAAAGCUUCAGAUUUGGGAUACCGCGGGACAGGAGCGCUUUCGUAGCGUCACUCAUGCUUACUACAGGGACGCUCACGCACUGCUGCUCCUGUACGAUGUAACCAACAAGACUAGUUUCGACAACAUCCGCGCCUGGCUUGGCGAGAUACGAGAGUAUGCUCAGGACGACGUCGUUAUUAUGCUUUUAGGUAACAAAUCGGAUAGCGGCUUAGAAAGAGCGGUGAGGCGGGAGGAGGGGCAACGCCUAGCGCGGGAAUACCAAGUCUCGUUUAUGGAAACUUCGGCAAAAACCGGAUUGAAUGUCGAAGCAGCAUUUGCUCAUGUGGCGCGCUCUCUAGUUGCAAAAGCGAACCCCGUCGACCCUUCCAGGCUAGCCGUGCGCGCGCAUCCAUCACAGGAACAAAAAUCUUCGUGCCCACCGUGUUCAUAAAAGACGCAAGCAAUAAAACGGUUUUCGAAAAUGGAUUUUGAAUUUGAAUAUAUUCCAAACGUCCUAACGUGGACCGAAAUUGGUACGUUGGACUUGGAACUUUUUACCAAUCACUUUAUGUAGAUGCAUAUUGAUUAUAAACACUUUACUAUAAUUAGGUAACGUAAAUAUGCAUUUAAAUCAAUGUCGACCAUACUUUUAGCGAAUUAAGGAUGUGCAAGUAUGUAUUUAUUUCUCAUAAACUUGAAUCUUAAGUUCGAAUAAGUAAUCGUUCACUAUAGUGUUGUUAGGCAAGCGCUAAGUGUUAUUUCAAUAAUAAUAACUUAAAAACACCUUCAGAAAAUUUACUUAAGGUAAUUAAAUAAAGUGGGUUCUAUAGAAGACGAUAUUACUUCGAUUUGUUGGAACAAAACUGUAAUAUAAUAAAUCAGUGAAAGUUAUAAUGUUGCGUAAACAAAAACUGUUUACGCCACAUUAAGUCAAAAACAAUUUUCAUCGAGGUCAACGUAAAUUGGAUAGAUACGAAAAUCAACUUUAAUUUUGACGUUUUAGGUGCUCUUUAUGUUACGAAACAGCGUUAAUUUAAUACUCAUAAACGCUCUGAUACGUCGUAAUUACGUUAGUAAUUACCUGUUUUAUCAGGACUUAAUUAAACACGUCUUACUUAUUUACCUUACGUAGGUAUGGUAUCACUCAUAUUUUAAAAAAUAUUGUAAAAAUUUACCU
Messenger RNA from Hyposmocoma kahamanoa, 1551 nucleotides. It is a transcript of the gene Rab26, whose product is annotated as ras-related protein Rab-37-like. Bases 31 to 825 code for a protein of 264 amino acids. NCBI's taxonomy places the organism in Eukaryota, Metazoa, Arthropoda, Insecta, Lepidoptera, Cosmopterigidae. Gene Ontology annotation, biological process: regulation of exocytosis; Golgi vesicle fusion to target membrane; protein localization to plasma membrane. Gene Ontology annotation, cellular component: plasma membrane; synaptic vesicle; trans-Golgi network transport vesicle. Gene Ontology annotation, molecular function: GTPase activity; GTP binding. The transcript has 5 exons. The record is from RefSeq and is a predicted model, not a curated record.